This is a messenger RNA of Fusarium tjaetaba, 375 nucleotides long. RefSeq lists its product as uncharacterized. The coding region runs from base 1 to 375 and encodes 124 amino acids. The record is from RefSeq and is a predicted model, not a curated record. Lineage: Eukaryota; Fungi; Ascomycota; Sordariomycetes; Hypocreales; Nectriaceae. The transcript has a single exon.
AUGAAGCGCAAGGCCUCUCCUCGGGACAGCGCGGAAGACAUCUCAGAGAUGCCUCUUCCUCCAUGGAAGAAGAUCAGAGUGCCGGGUGAUGAGAUCACGCUCCCUAUCUAUGAAGACAGCAAGCCAUUUGAGCCUUUUCCCGAGGAAAUUGUGCUUCUGACAGAGGAAAUCGUGAAAGAUCUCGAUCCUCAGAGUUCUCCCCCAGCUUCUCCAAUGCAUUCUGAAGACGAAUCAGAGGAAGCUUCGCAUCAUGUUGAAUGUAACGAGGACCUUGCCAACACUGUUGGUCUUGAGGAGGCUAUUGACCACCGCGAAGAUGAAGAGGCAGUUCAAACAAACGCUACUGCUCUGUGUGACGAUGGAGGGAAGGUGUAG